Molecule: messenger RNA, 1812 nt
Organism: Vombatus ursinus (common wombat)
Lineage: Eukaryota; Metazoa; Chordata; Mammalia; Diprotodontia; Vombatidae
Source: the annotation of a RefSeq genome assembly
AUUAACUUCAUGCUCAAUUCCAUAAUUCUUCUAUCAAUUGUUAUCCUAACACUCCCUUUAAUAAUCAAUCUCGCUUUCCCCCAUAAAACUAACCAUUUCCCAGCUUACUGCAAAAACGCCGUUAAACUCGCCUUUCUAACCAGCCUCCCCCCACUAAUCCUAUUCGUAUACGCUGACACAUCACAUCACACGACAUGAUCUCAUCACACCUCAAUCAACACCCUCAACCUUUCUAUAAGCUUUAAACUAGACCAUUUUUCCAUCAUCUUUAUCCCCAUCGCAUUCUACGUAACCUGAUCCAUCCUAGAAUUCUCACUAUGAUACAUACACACAGACCCAAAAAUCCACCAAUUCUUCAAAUACUUAAUUACAUUUCUCCUGACUAUAAUCAUCCUAGUCUCUGCCAACAACUUAUUUCAACUGUUUAUCGGAUGAGAAGGGGUAGGUAUUAUAUCGUUUAUGCUCAUCGGUUGAUGGUACGGACGAUCUGACGCUAACACAGCAGCUCUCCAAGCUGUCCUAUACAACCGCAUCGGCGAUAUUGGCUUCAUACUGACCAUAGCAUGAUUAAUAAUCAAUAACAACUCAUGAGACCUUCAACACAUCUUCAUAACUAAUAUAAAUACCCUAGCCCUCCUAGGCCUAAUCAUUGCCGCAACAGGCAAAUCAGCCCAAUUUGGCCUCCAUCCAUGACUCCCCUCCGCCAUAGAAGGGCCAACACCAGUCUCAGCCCUUCUUCACUCAAGCACCAUAGUCGUAGCAGGAAUCUUCCUACUGAUCCGCUUCCACCCUAUAAUAGAAAACAACAACACAGCUCUUACUACUGCCCUAUGUCUCGGCGCUACAACAACCCUAUUCACCGCAAUAUGUGCUAUCACACAAAAUGACAUCAAAAAAAUUGUAGCAUUCUCCACAUCAAGCCAACUCGGACUUAUGAUAGUAACCAUCGGCCUCAACCAACCACACCUGGCAUUCCUACAUAUCUGCACCCACGCCUUCUUCAAAGCAAUACUAUUUCUAUGCUCAGGCUCUAUCAUCCACAGCCUAAACAAUGAACAAGACAUCCGAAAAAUGGGAGGACUCCUACACAUUCUCCCCAUUACCUCAUCAGCCUUAAUAACAGGUAGCCUGGCACUCAUAGGAACCCCCUUCCUAGCCGGCUUUUACUCUAAAGAUUCCAUUAUUGAAGCUAUAAACACAUCCUACAUCAACUCAUGAGCCAUGGUCAUAACCUUAAUCGCCACCAGCCUAACAGCCAUUUACAGCCUACGAAUUAUCUACUUCGCCUUACUUAACCAACCACGCUUCCCCCCAAUAUCGCCAAUCAACGAAAAUAACCCAAACCUAACAAACCCCAUUACACGCCUAGCCCUAGGCAGCAUCUUCGCAGCAUUUAUUCUAACAAUAAAUAUCCCACCAACUUCCAUAGUCCCAAUAACAAUACCACCAGCCCUAAAACUAACAGCCCUAAUCGUCACUAUCAUCGGCCUAAUCAUCCCCAUAGAACUUAACUUGUUAAUUAACAAACUUCCAACAACCCCUAUAAUUCAUACAGAUAACUUCUCCAACAUGCUAGGCUACUUUACACACCUCUUUCACCGUAUAUACCCCCUAGCAAACUUACAAAUAGGUCAACACAUUGCUACCAUACUAAUCGACUUAAACUGAUACGAAAAAACAGGACCUAAAGGCCAAGCAAACCUUCACAACACAACAUCAUCAUACAUCACAUCUACCCAAAAAGGCUUAAUUAAAACAUACUUCCUAUCAUUUAUCAUUACUAUCCCCGCAAUUUUCGCAAUAAUCACCUAA